Messenger RNA from Herpailurus yagouaroundi (jaguarundi), 1978 nucleotides. It is a transcript of the gene LHX2, whose product is annotated as LIM homeobox 2. The record is from RefSeq and is a predicted model, not a curated record. The coding region runs from base 134 to 1354 and encodes 406 amino acids. Gene Ontology annotation, biological process: regulation of transcription by RNA polymerase II; neuron differentiation. The transcript is spliced from 5 exons. Lineage: Eukaryota; Metazoa; Chordata; Mammalia; Carnivora; Felidae. Gene Ontology annotation, molecular function: RNA polymerase II transcription regulatory region sequence-specific DNA binding; DNA-binding transcription factor activity, RNA polymerase II-specific. Gene Ontology annotation, cellular component: nucleus.
CGAGCUCGGGCGGGGCCGGGGCCGCGGUGGCGAUGCACCGGGCCCGUUAGCGCCGGGAGCGCCAGGCAGCUGAGGCGGGGGGCAAGCCCUCCCGCGGAGGAGCCGCGCCCCCGGCCCCGCCGGUCCCGCCGCGAUGCUGUUCCACAGUCUGUCGGGCCCCGAGGUGCACGGGGUCAUCGACGAGAUGGACCGCAGGGCCAAGAGCGAGGCUCCCGCCAUCAGCUCCGCCAUCGACCGCGGCGACACGGAGACGACCAUGCCGUCCAUCAGCAGUGACCGAGCCGCGCUGUGCGCUGGCUGCGGGGGCAAGAUCUCAGACCGCUACUACCUGCUGGCGGUGGACAAGCAGUGGCACAUGCGCUGCCUCAAGUGCUGCGAGUGCAAGCUCAACCUGGAGUCGGAGCUCACCUGUUUCAGCAAGGAUGGGAGCAUCUACUGCAAGGAAGACUACUACAGGCGGUUCUCUGUGCAGCGCUGCGCCCGCUGCCACCUGGGCAUCUCGGCCUCGGAGAUGGUGAUGCGUGCUCGGGACUUGGUUUAUCACCUCAACUGCUUCACAUGCACCACGUGUAACAAGAUGCUGACCACGGGUGACCACUUCGGCAUGAAGGACAGCCUGGUCUACUGCCGCUUGCACUUCGAAGCGCUGCUGCAGGGCGAGUACCCCGCGCACUUCAACCACGCCGACGUGGCGGCAGCGGCAGCCGCAGCGGCGGCGGCCAAGAGCGCCGGGCUGGGCGCAGCCGGGGCCAAUCCGCUGGGUCUUCCCUACUACAAUGGCGUGGGCACGGUGCAGAAGGGGCGGCCGAGGAAGCGCAAGAGCCCCGGCCCCGGGGCGGAUCUGGCGGCCUACAACGCUGCGCUGAGCUGCAACGAGAACGACGCGGAGCACCUGGACCGCGACCAGCCCUACCCGAGCAGCCAGAAGACAAAGCGCAUGCGCACCUCCUUCAAGCACCACCAGCUUCGGACCAUGAAGUCUUACUUUGCCAUUAACCACAACCCCGACGCCAAGGACUUGAAGCAGCUUGCGCAAAAGACGGGCCUCACCAAACGGGUCCUCCAGGUCUGGUUUCAGAACGCCAGGGCCAAGUUCAGGCGCAACCUCUUACGGCAGGAAAACACGGGUGUGGACAAGUCUACGGAGGCAGCGUUGCAGACCGGGACGCCUUCGGGGCCAGCCUCGGAGCUCUCCAAUGCCUCGCUCAGCCCCUCCAGCACGCCCACCACCCUCACAGACUUGACUAGCCCCGCCCUGCCAACUGUGACGUCAGUCUUAACUUCUGUGCCUGGCAACCUGGAGGGCCACGAGCCUCACAGCCCCUCACAAACGACUCUCACCAACCUUUUCUAGUGACUCACGCCCUCCCCACCCCCCGCCCCCCCGCCCCACAAUUUCUUUAAAAAAGAAAUUAUCUUUAGUUGAAUUCCAAGUGUAUUUUAAAAUAGAGGCUUUGAGCAACUAACUAACCACAUUUUAGGAUCUCGCCUGGAAACAGAGGAAGAAAAAAUUAUGCGUCCGGCUAAUGCAGCGGUGUGGAUUGAGGAGUUACUUGGAAAAUCUAUCUGCAACACAACAUUUGUGUCACUGUACAGUUUUGUGGACUGAGCGAGGAAAAACAACAAAUAAUUUAAGUUGGCUAGAGCUUCUGUAUUUUCAAAGACUGCCACGUGCCUUAGGAAUACUGUUUUAUGUCCAUACUUUGGAUGACUUGUUCAUUUUUCUCUCCCUCUUUUUCUCUCUGUAUAUUUAUGACCAGAGCAAAAAUGCAAAAAAAAAGACAAAAACAAAAACAAAAACAAAAAAACACAAAAAAAGUUUGUUACUUUGAAUAGUCCUAAAAAAAGAAAAAAAAAAAAAGAAAAAUCAAACCCCCUCCAACGGUCGCUUUGUUGUUUUAGAAUUUUAAGGUGGAAGUCUGUUCGAAUAUCAGAAUUUGUAAAAUCUAACCAGUAAUAAAACCACUUAUUGAAACUA